Solenopsis invicta (red fire ant) is the source of this 2991-nucleotide messenger RNA. RefSeq names its product syntaxin-12 (gene Syx13). NCBI's taxonomy places the organism in Eukaryota, Metazoa, Arthropoda, Insecta, Hymenoptera, Formicidae. Gene Ontology annotation, molecular function: SNAP receptor activity; SNARE binding. The transcript is spliced from 6 exons. Gene Ontology annotation, cellular component: endomembrane system; SNARE complex; membrane. Gene Ontology annotation, biological process: vesicle fusion; vesicle-mediated transport; intracellular protein transport. The coding region runs from base 334 to 1143 and encodes 269 amino acids. The record is from RefSeq and is a predicted model, not a curated record.
UGCGCGUGAGUGCCACCAAGCGGAAAUCGAAUAGAACGAGCCUGUGGUCGAGUGCAGACCACUGAACUCUCGUCCGGAGAACGACGGACGGUCACGCGAGAAAAACACGACGACUCGGCUCGGCGGAGCAAUCGCCACGUUCCCCCGUGCGUAAAUCACGCUUCACGAUCGCGCAUACAGUUGAGCGGCGGGCGUGAGAAAGAUCAGCCCGCGGCGGGGCACCAGCUCCCGUCGCUGCGUUCACGGACGGGAGUACAAAGGGUCUGUUGUCACACGGCCGGUGCUCUAGAUCGUUUUGGGCAACUGUCAGUUUCUCGGGGGUCUCGGAGCAGAAUGGCUCAGCGUCCUCAGAACUAUGGGUCUACGGAUCAACGAGUGGAUGUACCUGAAAUAGGAUUUAGUCCUACUGAACUUUAUAGUCUCUGUGAAAAUAUUACUGCUAACAUAUAUACGAUUAACGGAAGUUGGAGGUUUUUGGAAAAAGCUUACAAAAACAUUGGAACCAGCAAGGAUAAUCAAGGUUUAAGAGACAAAGUACAUGUAACACAAUCGAGUACCAAUCAUGUGGUUACACAGAUAAGCAAGGAUAUAGCGAGACUGACUGUGCUGAUGAGGCGUGGAGAGAAGAAAGAAAAGUUACAAAUUGAAAAACUCACAACAGACUUUAAAGAUGCAUUACAGAAAUAUUCGGAUAUGCAGAAGUCAAUUGCAGAGAAGAUGAAGAGACAUAUUUUAGCUAUGACUAGUAUAGAAAAUUCAAUGGAUGGGGAGGAUGCUGAAGAGACACACCGCCUACUUCUAGCACAGGAACAAGAACACAAGACCACACAAAGGACACUCGAAUUUCAACACGGGCUACUAUUAGAGAGAGAAGAUAGGAUAAAACGUAUUGAGGGCGAUAUUUUGGAUGUGAAUCAAAUUAUGCGCGAACUCGCAGCACUGGUGCAUCAACAAGGUGAUACUAUCGAUACAAUUGACAACCAUAUAGAGAAUAUACAUGGCAAUGUUGAGCUAGGAGCACAGGAGCUGGAGAAGGGAAGUAAUUACCAAAGUAAAUUUCGUCGGAAAGUUUAUAUCUUGUUGUUACUUGCGAUUAUAGUUGCCAUCGUAUUAACUGUUAUUCUAGUCAUUAAAUUAAGUUAGCGACCCUAGCCUCUGCGCGCGGGUUUUACUGAUGAAUGAAAAGGGUUGUCUCAAUCUAUCUCAUAUGUCGUUUGAAAGUAGUUUCUUCAAGGACCAUCUCGUUUUGCCCGUUUCUGUAUAUUGGAGGUGUAACGAAGGAGAGUAUAGAGACUUAUUUUAUAUCUGCUUACAAAUGGAAUUGUAUGUCUCCUGUAUUUUUGGAGAUGUUAGCCAUUUUGAAAUUUUAUAAAACAGUAUUUAUAUAAUAAUUUCAAAUGUAAAAUAUGAAUUUUUAUAGGCCUUUUUUAUUCUGUUUUUACACUCUAGCUGAAUUAUUACUGAAUAAAAUAUAUUAGAGCAUCAGUAAAGGCUAAUAAUGCCUUUAUCAUUUUCUCACAUACUUAUCUUAUAAUGUAUAAUAGUUAUUCAAAUAAUGUUAUCAUUUUUUUGGUAUCUAAUCAAAAAUUUCUCAUUUAAAAACAAAUCUAUUCGAUUUAUCAUAUAUUAUUUUACUAUUACGCGUGGAAAAACUUUAAAAUGUUCUGCUUUAAACCUUCAAGCUUUAAACCUAAUUAAUGGUGAUACAAAUAUUAGUAUCAACAGAAAUUUGUUAAUAUCGGUUUAUAGUUUGAAAACACAUAUUGUUGAUACUGUAUAUCAAUUUGAUACGUUUCUUUAGCAAGUUCUAUAAAUAUUUAACAUUGCAUAAAAGAAUUAUAUUCUAUAAACAAAAAAAUAUGUAAACAGAUUUAUAAAUAGGCAGAUGUAUGUUUCGCAUAUGAAUGCGAAACUGCACAAAUAAAAAUGUUAUCUAUUUAUUGUCGCCACAUGAAGAAAUGAUAUUAGUAAGACCUACAUAUAAUUAUAAUCAAAUUGAUACAAAAUUUCACGUACAUGUAUUUUAUAAUCAUGUUUGUAUUAAAUAUUAUUUUCAUAUAUUUAUCUGAAUUAUCAAUCAGAAUAAAUAUUAUAUAUUAAACAUACGAGUACUAAUCGUAAUUAAUAAAUUGAUAUAAUGCAAACAAAGCCAAAGUAGGUAGAUGAAAAUUGUAACAGCAUUAUAAUUAGCACGAAAAUUGGCGUAUAAUCAAUUAGGAAAGUAUUCUUAUGGCAACUCUUGUAAUAAAAUUGUAUUAAUUGACUUAGUUAAUGCAUAAAAAUUAAAAUUAUGCGUUUUCUGAACAAUAGUACCAUUUAAAUUGUAUGAACUUUGUUAUACAUUCAAAUUCGCAUUUUUAUCCUGUCUAAUAAAUAUAAUUCUAAUUUUACUGAAAAUUGCCGGUAAAAUAUACGGGUGCUAAUUCUUGAAACUAAUGAUUUCUUUCAUAAAUGUUACGUAUGUAUGAAAAUAUUUUCAUGAAUAGCAGAAAUAUAUUUAUAAAAAAAGAUAUGUUAAAUUUCAUGAAAAACAGAAAAAAUGAUUUAUAGGAGAUAUUGUAAUGUAACAAAUAUAGACAAAGUAUUAAUCUACGUAUCUUGAAUUUUCUGUAAGAAUUGGGGAUAUUAUUACGCCGUAAAUUAUUUAAUCAAUGCUUUUUUUAUAAUUAUAUCAUUAAAAAAUGUCGCCUAUAUUUAAAAUUAUAUACUGUCAAACACAAACAAAUUUGAUUGAGACAGCCAUUUUCCUACGAUUACUCGAUUCUGAUAUGAUUAUUAGGCAUUCCGGAUCUUAAAAAUCCAACGUAUAAUUAUUAAGAUUAUAAUCUGAAUAUUGUAUAUACAACUAAUCAUUAACAUCAUUUAAAUAAAUAGUGCUAUGAUAUUGAUAUCGAUACGUACGCUUAAUAUCAAGUAUAAUAGCUUUAUUAUCGUUGUUGAUUUGUAUGUGCUAAAUUAAUAUUAGGCAUUAAAUUAUAUUUUGUUCUUUGC